Nothoprocta perdicaria is the source of this 2634-nucleotide messenger RNA. Its product is annotated as sodium/potassium-transporting ATPase subunit alpha-2-like. Bases 1 to 2634 code for a protein of 877 amino acids. The transcript has 19 exons. Gene Ontology annotation, molecular function: P-type sodium:potassium-exchanging transporter activity; nucleotide binding. NCBI's taxonomy places the organism in Eukaryota, Metazoa, Chordata, Aves, Tinamiformes, Tinamidae. Gene Ontology annotation, biological process: intracellular potassium ion homeostasis; potassium ion import across plasma membrane; sodium ion export across plasma membrane. The record is from RefSeq and is a predicted model, not a curated record.
AUGCCCAUGCCAUGUCACCGGUGGUGGCACCGUGCCCAUGGCGAUACCCGUGCCUGCAACGACACGGUGCUGGCGGUGACACCGCAGGCUGGCCGGGAGUACUCGCCCGCAGCCACCACCUCGGAGAAUGGGGGCGGCAAGAGGAAGCAGAAGGAGAAGGAGCUGGAUGAGCUGAAGAAGGAGGUGAACCUGGAUGACCACAAACUGUCCCUGGAUGAACUGGGCAGGAAGUACCAGGUGGAUCUGUCCAGGGGCCUGACCAGCGCGCGGGCGGCCGAGAUCCUGGCGCAGGACGGCCCCAACGCGCUCACGCCGCCGCCCACSACGCCCGAGUGGGUCAAGUUCUGCCGCCAGCUCUUCGGGGGCUUCUCCAUCCUGCUCUGGAUCGGYGCCAUCCUCUGCUUCCUGGCCUACGGCAUCCAGGCCGCCAUGGAGGACGAGCCCUCCAACGACAACCUCUACCUGGGGGUGGUGCUGGCCGCCGUCGUCAUCGUCACCGGCUGCUUCUCCUACUACCAAGAGGCCAAAAGCUCMAAGAUCAUGGACUCCUUCAAGAACAUGGUGCCCCAGGUGGGACCCGGGGGUACCGCGACAGGGUGCUGCGCCCCUACACCACCAUGGCACCCCUGGGUGCCCACGGGUGCCCCAUGGUCCUGUCCCCCACCCAUGGCACCCCUGGACCCUCAUGGCUACCCCAUGGGUCUGAGCGCCCUCCCAGAGGUGGCCCAAUGUCCCCUGGGUGUCCCCGGUGUCCCCCGGGUGGGCAAACGCCCGCGGUGCCCUUGGUGUGGGUGUCCCCCAGGCACGGCGCGGGGCAUCGUCAUCUCCACSGGGGACCGCACGGUGAUGGGGCGCAUCGCCUCGCUGGCCUCGGGGCUCGAGGUGGGGCGCACGCCCAUCGCCAUGGAGAUCGAGCACUUCAUCCGCCUCAUCACYGGCGUCGCCGUCUUCCUCGGCCUCUCCUUCUUCAUCCUCUCGCUCAUCCUGGGCUACACGUGGCUCGAGGCCGUCAUCUUCCUCAUCGGCAUCAUCGUGGCCAACGUGCCCGAGGGGCUGCUGGCCACCGUCACUGACAACCAGAUCCACGAGGCCGACACCACCGAGGACCAGUCGGGUGCCACCUUCGACAAGCGGUCGCCCACCUGGGCGGCCCUGGCGCGGAUCGCGGGGCUCUGCAACCGCGCCGUCUUCAAACCGGGCCAGGAGAACGUCUCCAUCUCCAAGCGCGACACGGCGGGCGACGCGUCCGAGUCGGCGCUGCUCAAGUGCAUCCAGCUCUCGUGCGGCUCCGUCAAGAAGAUGCGGGACAAGAACCCCAAAGUCACCGAGAUCCCCUUCAACUCCACCAACAAGUACCAGCUCUCCAUCCACGAGCGGGAGGACGAUCCGCAGGGAUACCUGCUGGUGAUGAAGGGCGCUCCGGAGCGCAUCCUGGACCGCUGCAGCCGCAUCCUGCUGCAGGGCCAGGAGGUGCCGCUGGACGAGGAGAUGCGUGAGGCCUUCCAGAAUGCCUACCUGGAGCUGGGCGGCCUGGGCGAGCGCGUCCUGGGGUUCUGCCACCUCUACCUGCCCCCGGACAAGUUCCCGCGCGGCUUCCGCUUCGACGCCGACGAGGUCAACUUCCCCACGAGCGACCUGUGCUUCGUGGGGCUCAUGUCCAUGAUCGACCCACCCCGCGCCGCCGUGCCCGACGCCGUGGGCAAGUGCCGCAGCGCUGGCAUCAAGGUGAUCAUGGUGACCGGCGACCACCCCAUCACGGCCAAGGCCAUCGCCAAGGGCGUGGGCAUCAUCUCGGAGGGCAACGAGACCGUGGAGGACAUCGCCGCCCGCCUCAACAUCCCCGUGAGCCAGGUCAACCCCCGGGAGGCCAAGGCCUGCGUGGUGCACGGCUCCGACCUCAAGGACAUGACGUCGGAGCAGCUCGACGAGAUCCUCCGCAACCACACGGAGAUCGUCUUCGCCCGCACGUCCCCCCAGCAGAAGCUCAUCAUCGUGGAGGGCUGCCAGCGCCAGCCGGCCAUCUCGCUGGCCUACGAGGCGGCCGAGAGCGACAUCAUGAAGCGGCAGCCGCGCAACCCGCGCUCCGACAAGCUGGUCAACGAGCGCCUCAUCAGCAUGGCCUACGGGCAGAUCGGGAUGAUCCAGGCGCUGGGCGGCUUCUUCACCUACUUCGUGAUCCUGGCGGAGAACGGCUUCCUGCCCUCCACGCUGGUGGGCAUCCGCCUGGCCUGGGACGACCGCUCCACCAACGACCUGGAGGACUCCUACGGGCAGGAGUGGACCUACGAGCAGCGCAAGGUGGUGGAGUUCACGUGCCACACGGCCUUCUUCGYCAGCAUCGUCGUGGUGCAGUGGGCCGACCUCAUCAUCUGCAAGACCCGCCGCAACUCCGUCUUCCAGCAGGGCAUGAAGAACAAGAUCCUCAUCUUCGGGCUGCUGGAGGAGACGGCGCUGGCCGCGUUCCUGUCCUACUGCCCGGGCAUGGGGGUGGCGCUGCGCAUGUACCCGCUCAAGGUCACCUGGUGGUUCUGCGCCUUCCCCUACAGCCUCCUCAUCUUCGCCUACGACGAGGUGCGCAAGCUCAUCCUGCGCCGCUACCCCGGCGGUUGGGUGGAGAAGGAGACCUACUACUAG